This is a messenger RNA of Pocillopora meandrina, 1709 nucleotides long. The record is from the annotation of a GenBank genome assembly. NCBI's taxonomy places the organism in Eukaryota, Metazoa, Cnidaria, Anthozoa, Scleractinia, Pocilloporidae.
AUGAAUGCCUAUAACUUGUCAAUUCAGGCUCCAAGCACAUCGCAAACGAUACUCGCCAGCCAAGAACCGCAGCUCCGUCCAAAUGAUACAGGUCUUAUUGUAUAUAUCGUUGUCAUGGCGGUCAUCUUAGCAGUGGGUUUUGUUGGCAACGUGCUGACUAUGUUAGUCUUAAGUUGCCACGAGCACAAAAACAAGAACAUCACCCCAUUCAUGAUGAACCUCGCGAUCGCUGACAUCAUUAUUAUCGUUUUCGGAUAUCCAGUGGUUGUCGCAGCCAACUUUACCUCCUCCGGGCUCAACGUUCGUAACAGUCGGACUCGGUGCAUUUGGUCAGGAUUUAUCAAUGGCUCAGUUGGUAUCGCCUCCAUUGCCAACUUGACUGCGAUGAGUCUGGUAAUGCAUUCUGUCAUUAGCAAGGUCAGUAACAAAACAAAAAUCCCCAGAUGCAAGGUGGCAUUCAUCAUUAUUCUUACGUGGGUGUACGGAGUGAUGGCCAUGGUUCCGCCGUUAGUGGGCUGGAACGAAUUCGUCCCCGGCGCCUCUGGUAUCAGCUGCUGUCCGAACUGGUCGCCCGAAACAAAAGCUGGAGUGGCGUACAAUGCAUUGUUGGUUUUCGUCGGCUUUGUUCUGCCACUAAGCGUCAUUAUUUACUCUUAUCACAGAAUAUACAGGUCAGUGAACAAUAUUUGUUAGGGGUAAUUAUUAUAGGCAAUUAUUAUACUCGACCGAUGCUGCUUACCACAAUUUCGACAAGCAAUUUGUGGUCUUGCGGUCUAAUCGAAAUAUCCUUUCGAUAUAUAUUUCUUAACUUUUUUCCCACGAGAAAUACACUAGCAAUGAAUGAUCAACAUUCAGAACGUGGACUUUAUUUUAUGAAACACAGAAGUUCAUGGUCAAAAAAAAAACUAACUGAUUCCAUCGGGACAAAACAUUGAGUGAAUUAUGUUGCUUUCCGCAACGGAAAUCAAAGAUUAAAGAAGGUAUCACAUAUAGUCUGGGAACAAAUGAAAUAAAAGAAAAAAAAAAGAAAAAGAGACGAGGAAAAAAAAAUGACAUGAACUUUACCUGGAAAGCGGAUCAUAAGGUUGCCAUCGACUUCAUUUUGCAUCUAUUGGUCGAUAGGGUGGAACUAACUCAAAGAAAGUUAAAUAGAUAUGUGAGGGAAAACCAAAACAAUACAGAACUGCUUUCGACAGGAUCCUUUACUUUGCAGGUAUAUCCGUGCACAGCAACCAACGAUUGGAAGCGCUUCGAUUCAAGUCAUCCGAAGAAAAUCCGAAAUCAAAGUUGUGCGCAUGACUGCCAUGUCAAUUGCGGCCUUCGUCUUGAGCUGGUCUCCGUACGCUAUCGUCAGUAUCGUGGCCACCAUCCGGGGUACUAAUGUACUCACACCUGACUUGGCAGAAAUCCCGGAUCUUCUAGCCAAGGCCUGGGUUAUCUACAAUCCCAUCGUGUACACAGCAAUGAACGAAAGAUUCCGUAAAACCCUGAAGCGCAUCGUUCCAAUUCGUUGCACCUUCCGCAAGGGAACAAAUCCAUUCGGAAAAAAAAUGUCGCCCACGGUGGAAUCACGCCCCACGCAUGCGUGCACAAUACCUUAUCCACCGAGGGGUAGAACCCAAAGUGUGGUGCAUUCAGGAGGAGCCGUCAGUGAUGAUGAACACUCAUCAAGAGCUUUUCUCAACAGACAGUGGCCGGUCCCUGUUUGA